Molecule: messenger RNA, 1698 nt
Organism: Paracoccidioides lutzii Pb01
Product: arylsulfatase
Exons: 11
Coding region: 1-1698 (565 amino acids)
Molecular function (GO): arylsulfatase activity
Source: RefSeq, a predicted model, not a curated record
AUGAAGCAAGCAAGGGAUUCGCCAUAUUUUUUUACCGCAAGCGUAUGCGCUGGAACUAUUACGGAUGAGAGGGAUUUGCGGACUGGCCAGAUGGCAAUGUCUCUUCGUAUGUACUCUUUCCGAAAGCACCGGAAAUCCCGACCUCGCAGGCUGGAUUUCGUUAUUUUUCCGGAAAGGGAGGCGGCAUUUAUAGCCCGAAGAGUGAUUGAAGAUGAUUCCACGAAGGCUAGGAGAGGAGCUUCUUUAUCACUGCGACAACUAAAAGAAGCGGCAACUAAUUGGAUGAUAUAUCCUCACCUACUGCUGACGCUCGCCGGAUUAUCACCUGUCGUCGGAUUGAGAACCUAUGCUCCAAUUCUAGUAGCAUCUCUCGGAUUUGAAAGACUCCGAUCAAAUGCUUUGGUGUCAAUUGAAACAUGGAUUCAGGUGGUCUUGAUGAUCAUCUGGGGGUAUGCUGGCUUGGAUGCAGACUGCUCGUGCAUUCCCCAGACGGCCAUCUCCGAUUCUCAAUGCUUACCCUCUCCAUCGCCUUUUGUGCCGCACAUCAUCCCCAUCAACGGUUCGUGGUUGGCCGUAAAUAGUCGCUUAGCAGAAGAAAGAUCUAUUACAAUGGCCGUGUUCAACAUGGCAGCAAGCGCAACAGGCAUUGUCGGUAGCCAAAUUUUCCGACAGAAAGACAGACCCCUCUAUGUGAUUGGGUGGACGCCAUUGAGUCCUUUGCGAUGUUUUCUGCAUUGCACCCUUCCAUGGAUCUUGCUGAUCGAGCUCCCAAAAAAUUUGCGCAGCUACACAAAGUAUAUUAGUCUGAAAGACAAAGGAUAUUUCAGAGAAUGUCUGAACGGCCCAAUUUCCUCAUUAUCGUCGCUGAUGACCUCGGAUUUUCUGACGGUGGAGCUUUGGGAGAGAAAUCAAUACCCUAACCUGGACCAUCUCGCAAGGGAUGGACUACGGUUCACAGAUUUCCAUACGGCAUCGGCAAGUUCACCGACGAGGUCCAUGUUGCUGAGUGGGACGGAUAAUCAUAUUGCGGGUGUUGCCGCCAUGAUUGAGACUCUCCAGGAGUUCCAAAGGGAAAAGCUGAGUUACAAAGGAUAUCUGAGUGGUAGAGUCGCUGCUCUUCCUGAAAUACUUCGAAGUGCGGGCUAUUAUACGGUUAUGUCAGGGAAAUGGCACCUGGGUCUUACCCCGGAUCAGUAUGUGUCAAAAAGGGGGUUUGAGAGAUCGCUGAGAGCGCAGACUGAUAACAAGACAGAGGGGGCUGCAAACCAAAUGGGAUGGGAGCCCCAACUUCAGAAUUCAGACGAACUACCAAGCAUCUUUGAAUCCACCCCAGUUCUCUAUGUAGAAGGCGAAAAGGAAAUCGACCUCUCGGAGCUUGACCCCAAUUUCUACUUUACAGAUGCAUUCGCAGAUAAAUUCAUGAGGAUCACGCAUCCAUACCCUGCCUUCAAGGGACGGGAAGUUGUACCCGUAAGGGAGAACACGGUGACGGGAUGGGAGCUUUUUGGGCGCCAGGCGGUUCGCAAGGGACAGUGGAAAGCAGUUUUGAUCCAGAAACCAUACGGAAAGCUGGAUCCCAGAGAAACAGGGGACCUGAGUAGAAUGCGGAAAAUGCAAGAAUCGCUACACGCAUGGGAUGAAUUUGUGAAGGAAGUUGGGUUGUCGGUGCCGCAUCGCGUAUGGGGUUUUGAGAGUUGA